GGUCACCACACGGAAACACGUACUGACAGUCCAGCCAAGGCACAGGCUAGCUCUUGCUUGCAAGCCUAGCUAUCUAGCGAGACACAUAGCUGUUUCAAUUUGCGUGUGACGCGCAUGGCGAAGGCGCAGGUGGCCGCGAGGUUCGUGACGGAGGUGGCGCCGCCGCAGCUGGUGUCGAUCAUGCGCCGGAGGAAGGUGCCGAGGAGCCUCGACACGAUCGCCGAGGACGACGAAAGGGAGCUGCAGCAGCUAGCCUGCAGCGACCCUCGCCAUCAGGCCGCUACCGCGGCGGCAUCUCUCAAGAGGGCAUCGCCGGCCGGCACCCGCACCGGCGGGUUCAUGAGGGAGCUCAGCAGCUGCUUCUCCAGCAACGUCGUCAACGGCCAAGCGGCCGGCGGCAGCUGGGAGGGCCGGCACAAAGGGCACGGCCGGCGAGACGUCUAUGCACACCAGCUGCAUGGAAACUAAUUAAGCUAACGAACAAGCUCUCGGUACUGAACUCUGGUGUCAUGCACACCAGCUGCAUGUUUGGUUAGCUAGCACCAUGCCGCCUCUCAUGUGUAAUGUGCUCCUUCCAAGCACAUUUUUCAUGCGUGGAUUGUUUGACUCGCAAGAUUGGAUUCUUUUGGGAACUUUCUUAUUAAUUCUUGUGUAUUUAACUUACCGAUUAGUUUGUGUCCACUCGAACCUCGUGUAACUAUUUCUUUGUUUUACUGUGGUGUAUCAAACACUAUUUUGUGUUAAUCAUGCAUUUUUGAAUCAACGACAUCACCUAACUAUUUAGUUGCCAAUGCAAACAUGGUGAAUUAUUAGUCAACA
Molecule: messenger RNA, 819 nt
Organism: Lolium perenne
Lineage: Eukaryota; Viridiplantae; Streptophyta; Magnoliopsida; Poales; Poaceae
Source: RefSeq, a predicted model, not a curated record